UGACAUUUCAGCUUCAGCUUUUAUUUGAGUCUCCAUUUCUGUUCAGCUUGGAACCAACUUUCCCAGUUCAGUCUCUUUAAAUCACUCUGUCUUCAAAUAAUGGCUGUUAGUUCAGAAGCAAAAGCAGAAAUUUCAGUGCCAAGGAUAUGGAAAGAUAUGGAAGAAAAUGCUGCUAGCCAAAGAAGCAAAGCGUGGAUGGAACCCAAGGCAAUGAGAAAAACAGAUCAAAAAGUUCCAGUGAUUUACUAUCUUUCCAGGAAUGGCCAGCUUGAACAUCCUCAUUUCAUGGUGGUUCCUCUCUCUUCUCCUCAAGGACUCUAUCUCAAAGAUGUCAUAAGUAGGUUGGGUUCUCUCAGAGGACAAGGCCUUGCCAACAUGUAUUCCUGGUCUUCAAAGCGGAGCUACAAAAACAGCUUUGUGUGGCAGGACUUAUCCGAGGACGACUUCAUAUAUCCAUGCCAAGGCCAUGAAUACGUCCUCAAAGGAUCACAACUCCUUGAACCUACUUCUUUAAGCUUUAGGUCCUUGGAAAGCACCGGUUCAUCAUUCUCAUCAUCAUCAUCCUCCAUGUUUUCGCGGGAAACAAAAAGUCCGGGCGAGGAACAUCUCACUGCUCCUCCAACCACGAUCACCAGAAGGAAAAAUCAGUCAUGCGGGUCAGUUGAUGACGUCCGUGAGUACCACGUCAACGGGCCUAAAACCUCCAAGAAAGCAGCCAGCGCGUUGAUGCAGCAGGCCGACGAAAGGGCGAGGCAGAGAAGAACAAGCAUGGCUGAGGCUGCAGAGGUGGAUGGUGCUUUUGGUGGGCUGGAGAGUUUGAAAGUGUCAAUGGAAGUUGAUGACCGGUGUGGAAAGGAUUGGACGGCUGAGAAUGCUCGUGAAUGCGGGAGGACAAAGGCCUCAACGGUUCUGAUGCAGCUGAUCAAGUGUGGAUCUAGGAUAAAAGACUGCGAGCCAAUAAAGAGUAAGGAGUAGGGAUGAAAUAUUUGAUAGAAAAUGCUAAUUUGUUUAAGGAGACUUUAGUCAUGGAAGUAAAUUUGUUUCUUGUAAUAGAA
This is a messenger RNA of Morus notabilis, 1055 nucleotides long. RefSeq lists its product as uncharacterized. The transcript is spliced from 3 exons. NCBI's taxonomy places the organism in Eukaryota, Viridiplantae, Streptophyta, Magnoliopsida, Rosales, Moraceae. Bases 100 to 975 code for a protein of 291 amino acids. The record is from RefSeq and is a predicted model, not a curated record.